Molecule: messenger RNA, 390 nt
Organism: Trichoderma gamsii
Lineage: Eukaryota; Fungi; Ascomycota; Sordariomycetes; Hypocreales; Hypocreaceae
Product: vacuolar protein sorting 55
Exons: 2
Coding region: 1-390 (129 amino acids)
Biological process (GO): late endosome to vacuole transport via multivesicular body sorting pathway
Cellular component (GO): endosome; Vps55/Vps68 complex
Source: RefSeq, a predicted model, not a curated record
AUGCCUGCCGCCGGCCUCAAGACCAUCAUCGCCCUCUCCUUUGUCCUCGCCGUGGGAUUCCUCCUUGUCAUCUUGUCCUGCGCUCUCUACAAGGUCUACUACCCGCUGCUGGUUGUCGCCACGUACGUCCUCGCACCGCUGCCGAACUGGAUCUGCGGCCGAUGCGCGAAUCCGGACGACUUUGUCGAGAGCGGCGGCGCUGCCAUACUUGACGUGGGAAGAUUCUUCACCGGUUUCUUUGUUGUUAUGGGUAUUGCCCUUCCCGCUGUCCUCGCGCACUCUGAUCUCAUCCGAGUCGAAGCCAUGAUCAUGUCCAUCACCGGCGGCCUGUUGAUUUACGGAACCAUUAUCAGCUUCGGCAUGUUUUUCCAAGAAGAGCAGGAGUUUUAA